This is a messenger RNA of Tyto alba (common barn owl), 2019 nucleotides long. RefSeq names its product nucleoporin 43 (gene NUP43). The record is from RefSeq and is a predicted model, not a curated record. Bases 2 to 1126 code for a protein of 374 amino acids. The transcript has 8 exons. Gene Ontology annotation, cellular component: nuclear pore outer ring. Gene Ontology annotation, molecular function: protein binding. Lineage: Eukaryota; Metazoa; Chordata; Aves; Strigiformes; Tytonidae.
CAUGGAGGACGUGUGCGCUAAGUUUGUGUCGCAGAAGAUCAGCAAGACGCGCUGGCGGCCCCUGUCCGCCGCCGCGCUCAAGCCCCCCGACCUCUUCGCCACCGGCUCCUGGGACAACGAGGAUAACAGGAUCUCCAUUUGGUCUGUUGGAGAUUUUGGAAAUGUGGGCCUCCAUGGGGAAUAUCAAGGAGAACCUCAGCUGCUGUGUGACAUCAGACACAACGGUGAUGUUAUGGACAUGCAGUUCUUGGAUCAAGAGAGAAUUGUGGCUGCUUCAUCAACAGGAACUGUAACUGUAUUCCGUCAUCAUCAAAAUAACCACACUUUAUCUGCCAACCAGUGGUGGGAGAAAGCCCAUUAUCAUGUGGAUCAAGACACAUCUUGUGGUGGAGCAGCAUGUACUGGAGUCAUCUGCAACAACCCAGAAAUUGUCACUGUUGGAGAAGAUGGUAGAAUAAAUCUCUUCAGAGUUGACCAGAAGGAUGCAGUAAGAACUAUAGACAAUGCAGACAGCAGUACACUCCAUGCAGUGACUUUCCUUCGCACAACGGAGAUCUUGACAGUAAAUUCAAUUGGACAGUUAAAAAUAUGGGACCUCAGACACCAAAGAAAUGAGCCGUCUCAAAUAUUUUCUUUGACAGGUGACAGAGUUCCGCUGCACUGUGUGGACAGGCAUCCCAAUCAGCAGCACAUUGUGGCCACAGGGGGCCAGGAUGGGAUGCUGAGUGUAUGGGACAUCAGGCAAGGUACUAUGCCAGUGUCCCUCCUAAAUGCUCAUGAAGCAGAAAUGUGGGAAGUUCACUUCCAUCCCUCCAACCCCGAUCACUUAUUUACAUGUUCUGAAGAUGGAUCUCUUUGGCACUGGGAUACUUCCACAGACAUAGCUGAAAAAACAUCUUUUCUUCAUCAAGGAGGAAGAAGUACUACCUGUUUUUCCCACAGUACCAUUAACCAGUCUGUAGUAAGUGCCUGGCUAAGCAACGAUCCUACCAAAGACCGCAUGGAAAUCACCAACUUAAUUCCAAAUCAGACUUUGUCUGUGAAUAGUUUAGAUGUUUUAGGACCAUGUCUAGUAUAUGGUACAGAUGCAGAGGCUAUUUAUGUCAACAGACAACUUUUUGCAUGAAAGGACUCCAGUAUCCCUUUGAAGUACUGAUGACCUUGAACUACUGGGAAAUGUCAGGUUCAUUCUUAAUGAUACUCAUUAGUCUGUUAUCAGUGUGUGGGGGAGAGGUGUAGAGCUUGGUCCUGGUACUGCAGAAGAAAUGUAAGGUACCUCAGAUUGACAGCUGUCACUUGUUAUUGAUGCUUCAGAAUGGGUAACUUGAGGGAGCUUACGUGUAAGCUCGUUUCUCCCCUGGUGCCUGUCUGUUUUUGGUAAGCUGGAAGGUAGCCACCAGGGCAAGAUACUUGCUGUAAACUGAUGUCCAUAAUACACAUAUGCAGAUGAAGAAAAGGUAAACCCCCGAUGUUUUGUUGUUUUUUUUUUUUUUUUUUCCCCCAUAAAGAUAUUUUUCAAGUAUUAAUUCUAAGGCCAAACAGCGGGGUUCUUUGAUUUUUUUUUUUUUAUGUCACCUGAGAGAGAUGGGGUUUUUUAAGCUGAGUUUUUUAAUAUAUUGAGGAGAACAAACUUCUUAUAUUAGUUCAUGCAUUUUGGAAAGGAAAACUGUUAAAGCUAUGAAAUGUGAAAGGUUCUAUGGGAAUCUUUCCAUUUUAGUAACAUUUUGGAUUAUGUACAGCUUCAUUGUAGAUGCAGCAUGUUAAAACUUGAUCUUGAUAAUGUGCUGGUAACUCAACAGGAAAGUGUUUUUUAUAGUUGAGGUCAUAAUUAACAGAUAUGUUGGCUGUGUUUUCAGGAGAGAAAGACUUUCUAAACUUCAGGCACAGUCUUUAUCACACUCAGAAUUUUACAUCUGGUCUGUUGCAAUCUUUGAAAAGUUAAAUUUUAUGAUUAGUGUUGUACCUACCCUUUGUUGCAGAGAACCCUGUCUCUUUUUAAUAAAAAGUUUUGCGCAAGAA